AUGGCAUCAACUACUUAUACUGGCGUCAACCAUGGACUUCAAGUUGGAAAUAACCAGGGUCCGAUCGAAGCACGUUUCUACACUCAAACGCAAACUAAUGAAGAUAUUGAUCGGAUUUGGCUCCAUAAUCUACGUUGCCCCGACUCACUGGCGGUGAAAAACCGGCUGAAGGAGACCAAAGACAAACUAGUCCUUCAAUCGUUCCAAUGGAUGCUUCACAACCCAGAGUAUCUCAAUUGGCGAGACGGGAAAGAUGUUUGCUUGCUUUGGAUCAAGGGCGGCGCUGGCAAAGGGAAAACCAUGAUGUCGAUCGGUCUAAUCGAGGAGCUUUCACGGACACGCGACGAAUCCACUGUGGUGGCUUACUCAUUUUGUCAAAACGCCGACAAUGCGCUUAACACUCUGGAAUCAAUCAUCAAGGGUUUAAUCUUACAGUUAAUAAGUCGGCAACCUGGCCUAAAGGAAUCUCUUCGCAGCCGUUGGGACACUAGCCACAACCGGUUUACUGAGGAUAUGAAUUCAUGGAUAAAUCUAUGGAAUGUUCUCAUGGACAUGUUAGACCGCUGUAACUGCUCAAAGAUAUUCCUUAUCGUGGACGCUCUUGAUGAGUGCCAAGAUAAUGGUAUGGCGGACUUCUUUAAACGCCUGGUUCGUAAUGGACUCGAUCGGCAAGCCAAGAUCAAAUGGCUCUUGACAAGUCGACCAUUAGACAAUGCAGAGCGGGCACUGUUUGUUAGUGACGAGAAGGUCCAAGUCAGUCUUGAUCUGAACUCAAAAUAUGUCUCUCAAGCGGUAGAGGCCUAUAUCUCUCACAAAGUGGAUGAACUUAGUCAUCUUUAUAGGUAUAAAAAGCCUCUACGAACAGAAUUAGAAGCCGAGCUGAGUUUAAAGGCCGAGGGGACCUUUCUAUGGGUGAGCCUUGUUUGUAAGACACUCGAAAGUGUCAGCCAAGAUGAGGUCCUGACCACACUUCGAAACUUGCCUCCAGGUUUACAUCCUUUCUAUGAUCGGAUAUUAACCCAGCUACGCGAAGGCGAGCCAGAUGAUGUUUCUCGGUGUAUGCGACUACUAAAGGCCAUGAUGCUUGCAUACCGACCUUUAAAAAUUGAAGAAAUUCAAAGCGUGACGGGCCUCACCAACGAGGAAGAUGCUAUUCAGAUGUUAGUCGGUCGCUGUGCUUCACUAAUUAGGAUGCAGGAACAAAACAUCGAGUUUGUUCACCAGUCUGCUCGGGACUAUCUCACUACGAAGAAUGCUCAAUCUAUACUUGAUUCAUAUGAAUACCUUGGACAUAAUGACAUCGUUCAAGGCUGUCUUUCUUUUUUAUCUGGUUCGCUAAAGAUGAAUCUUGUCGAUCUGCCGCGACCUGACUCAACCAAAGAAUCAUUUGAUUUACAGGACGACAAAGAGAAGAAAUCGCAACUUUCUUGUCUAGACUACGCGGCUACGUUCUGGGUACAGCAUCUCCAGCACGUCGAAUCAAGGACGGUAGCACAUAGUGGGUUUAGUGAUGGGGGAUCAGUCAGUGGAUUUCUUCGCAAUAAGAUGUUAGAAUGGUUGGAAUGUCUUAGUCUACUUGAUAGGCUACCGCUAGGUAUUAAAGCGUUGAAUAUAUUAUUCAAUCUAACAAAGGACGGCCAUCCUUUAGUAUCAGCACUGGUGCAAGAUACUACACGGUUUUUAUUGCGACACUACUAUACCAUAAACAACUGGCCUUCACAGAUCUAUAGCUCUGCUAUUAUAUUUAGCCCAGAAUUAAGUAUUGUGAAAAGGGAAAAUUCAGAUAAAAUUCCAGGAUAUCUGAAAAGAGUUCCUCUGAUGGAGGAUACUUGGGCAUCCCUGCUUCAGACACUGGAAGGACACUCGAGCUCGGUCACCACCGUGGCCUUUUCACCCGAUGGCACGCAGAUUGCAUCUGGCUCUUAUGACAAGACCAUCAAGCUUUGGGAUACCACAACGGGCGAUCUUCGGAAGACACUGGAAGGACACUGGGGCUCGGUCGACACCGUGGCCUUUUCACCCGAUGGCACGCAGAUUGCAUCUGGCUCUCGUGACAACACCAUCAAGCUUUGGGAUACCACAACGGGCGAUCUUCGGAAGACACUGGAAGGACACUCGAGCUCGGUCACCACCGUGGCCUUUUCACCCGAUGGCACGCAGAUUGCAUCUGGCUCUGAUGACAACACCAUCAAGCUUUGGGAUACCACAACGGGCGAUCUUCGGAAGACACUGGAAGGACACUCGAGCUGGGUCUACACCGUGGCCUUUUCACCCGAUGGCACGCAGAUUGCAUCUGGCUCUCGUGACACCACCAUCAAGCUUUGGGAUACCACAACGGGCGAUCUUCGGAAGACACUGGAAGGACACUCGAGCACGGUCUGGGCCGUGGCCUUUUCACCCGAUGGCACGCAGAUUGCAUCUGGCUCUUUAGACAACACCAUCAAGCUUUGGGAUACCACAACGGGCGAUCUUCGGAAGACACUGGAAGGACACUCGAGCACGGUCUGGGCCGUGGCCUUUUCACCCGAUGGCACGCAGAUUGCAUCUGGCUCUAGUGACAACACCAUCAAGCUUUGGGAUACCACAACGGGCGAUCUUCGGAAGACACUGGAAGGACACUCGAGCUCGGUCAACACCGUGGCCUUUUCACCCGAUGGCACGCAGAUUGCAUCUGGCUCUGAUGACACCACCAUCAAGCUUUGGGAUACCACAACGGGCGAUCUUCGGAAGACACUGGAAGGACACUCGAGCACGGUCUGGGCCGUGGCCUUUUCACCCGAUGGCACGCAGAUUGCAUCUGGCUCUUUAGACAACACCAUCAAGCUUUGGGAUACCACAACGGGCGAUCUUUGGAAGACACUGGAAGGACACUCGAGCUGGGUCUACACCGUGGCCUUUUCACCCGAUGGCACGCAGAUUGCAUCUGGCUCUGAUGACAACACCAUCAAGCUUUGGGAUACCACAACGGGCGAUCUUCGGAAGACACUGGAAGGACACUCGAGCUGGGUCUACACCGUGGCCUUUUCACCCGAUGGCACGCAGAUUGCAUCUGGCUCUCGUGACACCACCAUCAAGCUUUGGGAUACCACAACGGGCGAUCUUCGGAAGACACUGGAAGGACACUGGAACUCGGUCCGGGCCGUGGCCUUAUCCCUUGAUUAUACGCAGAUCGCAUCUGACUCUGGGCAUCAAAUCACCAAGCUCACGGAUAUCCCCAAAUCGCUCAAAAAUUCUAAAUCCCUGAGGACCGUUUUUCGUGGUCUUUUCAAGCUCAAAUCAAGCAAGAAAGUGAGCAAACCAGAAAUUACGUCUAUAGACUAUCGCUACCUUCCAACCAGCAGUGGAUCAGCCUUGAAAGGUGAAAUUGCUACGGACAAGCUAGAAGGUAACCCUUCCUUCUUAUAUAGUCUAUCUGUUCAAGAGCAGUGGAUAUGCUUUGAAGGAAUGCCCUUCCUUCGACUAUCAUCAGAAUUCCAGCCAUCAUCUUUUGAUGUGCGAGGGGGUCAUAUAGCCAUUGGAUUUAGAAACGGCCAAGUUUUGAGAUUUGAAAUUGACCAACAUAUGCUAGCUAGGCUGAACUGGUAUUUAAGGAAAUCUGAUAGUGGUUUUAACCAGAGCGAUUAA
Molecule: messenger RNA, 3624 nt
Organism: Penicillium taxi
Lineage: Eukaryota; Fungi; Ascomycota; Eurotiomycetes; Eurotiales; Aspergillaceae
Product: G-protein beta WD- 40 repeats containing protein
Exons: 4
Coding region: 1-3624 (1207 amino acids)
Biological process (GO): negative regulation of transcription by RNA polymerase II
Cellular component (GO): transcription repressor complex; nucleus
Molecular function (GO): protein binding
Source: RefSeq, a predicted model, not a curated record